GGCGCGGGCGGGCCGGGGCUGAGGGACACUGUUGGCCAACAUCUCCGCCGGGGUGUUUGUCCGCCUGCCCGUGCCGCUCGCCGGCGCCUCUGCCUGGCCCGCCCGCCCCUCCUUCCCCGACAGCUUCUAGCGGCCCAAGUGGACGUGGUGUUGCUUCGGUCCCCCUCCGAGGGGAGCGCAGGGCCCUGCACGGGUUCACGAACAGCAUUGUGAACAGUAUCUUUGGUACCAGGAACCAAGAGCCAGUUCUCGGAAUUGUCGUCGCAGUCACUAGGAUUGCUGCGAGUCUCUGGGAAGGCCUGUGGGUGCGUCCAGGUGCCAGGCCAGGGGAGGCACACGUGGAAGGCAUUUUCAAGAACUUUUGCCACAGGUGUAAAAGACUCCAGGCCUGCAAAGAUGCUGAAACAGAUACUAUCAGAGAUGUACAUAGAUCCCGAUCUGCUGGCAGAGCUCAGCGAAGAACAGAAACAGAUCCUGUUCUUCAAGAUGAGGGAGGAACAGAUCCGCCGAUGGAAAGAAAGAGAAGCAGCAAUGGAAAAAAAGGAAUCCUUGCCAGUGACAUCCAGGCCGAAGAAAGAAAACGGCAAAUCUGUUCACUGGAAACUGGGAGCCGAUAAGGAAGUCUGGGUCUGGGUGAUGGGCGAACACCAUCUUGAUAAACCCUACGACGUGCUCUGUAAUGAGAUUAUUGCUGAGAGGGCCCAGCUGAAAGCCGAGCGGGAAGCGGAAGAGCUCAGAAAAACUCAGUCCAAAGAAUUCGCCAAUAACUUGAAAAUGAAAUCACAAUAUUAUGGUCUGCAAGCACCAGAUACCCAGGAGACUCAGAAUAUAUGUAAGAAAGCAGCAACAGAAGAGGAAGAACUGGGGAAGGGCUCUAGACCAGCACCACUCCUUGAAGAAGAGAAAAUUCCAUGUCAACAUAGUGGAAAAACUAUAAACUCUGGCACAAGUCAGCUGUGUGAUGCCAGCAAGAUACACAACUCCUCUGCGACUCAGUUUCUUCCUCUGAUAAUUGGGCAUUGUGUUGCCCAUCCAUUAGAGUCACUCUCCAGUUCCUCAAGAAAUAUUCAACAAAUGUUGGCAGAUUCUAUCAAUCGUAUGAAGGCAUAUGGAUUUCACCAGAAGAAGGAGCCUGUGAAGAAAACACAAGAUGAAGAACUAAAACAAAUAGAUGAGGAGAAAGCCAAGCAGAUUUAUAAAAGCUGGAAAGAAGAUUCAGAGUGGCAGGCAUCUCUGCGAAAAUCCAAAGCCGCUGAUGAGAAGAGACGCUCUUUGGCUAAACAAGCGCGGGAAGACUAUAAGAGGUUAUCACUUGCGGCCGAAAAAGGAAGCGGUGAGGGACCACAAAGCCCCCCAGGAGUUCUACAGAAACCAAAAAGACCCCCCCUUCCACCCAAGCCUCACUUCCUAAACCCGGCGGGAUACCCUCCAAAGCCUCUUGGAAACCAGGGAGUGACGAGGACAGCGUCCAACUCUGCCCAGGAGGACAUCAUUCGGUGGUUUAAAGAGGAGCAGCUACCACUGCGAGCAGGCUACCAGACAACCUCAGACACCAUAGCUCCCUGGUUCCAUGGGAUCCUGACAUUAAAGAGAGCAAAUGAGCUUCUGAGUACUUGUGAGCCGGGCAGUUUUCUGGUCCGCGUCAGUGAAAGGAUCAAAGGCUACGCCCUGUCCUAUCUGUCCGAGGAUGGCUGUAAGCAUUUCCUCAUAGAUGCCUCCACGGACUCCUACAGCUUCCUGGGCGUGGACCGGCUGCAGCACGCCACCCUGGCCGCGCUGGUGGACUACCACAAGGUGGAGCCCAUAACCUCCCUGGGGAAGGAGCUCCUCCUCUACCCCUGUGGUCAGCAGGGCGAGCCACCGGAUUACCUGGAGCUCUUCGAGUGACAGCGUCCCCCGUGGUGUCCUGCGCCCUCCAGCUGGGCUUUCCUCUGGGUUAACACUGCUCAGACCUGUGCGUGUGAGGCCAAAGUCAGCCUGCAGCAGAGCCAGCACUGACCAACGGGCAAGUGUCCUUGGAGCCCCGUGGAAAUCUCUCUCCUGUGCAGAUGCUGGAGUUUAAUGUUAAGAGAAGGUUACCUCUGCGUCAUAUUCACUCCAAAAGUAAAGGGAGACGAUCCCCAAUUUCAGCAACUACCUAACGUGAAGGAUACAACCUUAAUGAUGUAUAUAAAAUGAACAAAGGAGAAAUUGAAACCUCUUAGGAAUUAAGACCUACUUCAAAAACCAAUACCUCCCGUGAACUGUUUUAUGACCUCUACGUUCCCUCUUUGCAUCAUUUCCAAAUGUCUCAGGACUGUGUUUAUAUUAAGUUCCAUGUUGGCUUUGGGGAGCUGGCAGAAGAGCCUUCACGGGUGGCCUGCAAACACACUUCAUUUAUCAUGCGUGUUGGAGCCAGGAUGUAAGGAAGAGACAUAGAAACACAAAAGUUGGGGACGCAAAUUGAAUGAGGAGUUGAAACUGUAGGAGGAGAGGCUUCACGCGUCAGGAAAUACUGCGGACUCUAGGGGAGUGAGCACGUUUUCGAGUCUCCUCGUUCUGGAGAGCGGGACCGUGCUCGCCUUGUGUACUCCGGCUCGGUCCGGGAGCGCACCACGACGUGAAGCCGCGCACACCCGAGGUGCUCUCCAUCAGUGCUCACGCCCCAGCACAGGACACCUGUAAAGGGUCCUACCGGACUCAGAAGCCACCUAACCCCCAUAGGUUCCCACCUAUGCCCACCUUGUUCUGGGAUGGAUGGUGUCCCCGGGAAGACAGGCUGAAGUCCCCAACCCUGGUACCUGCGAAUGUGACCUUAGCUGGGAAUAGGGUCUUUGCCGAUGUGAUCAAGGGAAGAUGA
Molecule: messenger RNA, 2839 nt
Organism: Lontra canadensis (Northern American river otter)
Lineage: Eukaryota; Metazoa; Chordata; Mammalia; Carnivora; Mustelidae
Gene: SH2D4A
Product: SH2 domain containing 4A
Exons: 11
Coding region: 397-1887 (496 amino acids)
Cellular component (GO): cytoplasm
Molecular function (GO): phosphatase binding
Source: RefSeq, a predicted model, not a curated record